Molecule: messenger RNA, 651 nt
Organism: Amorphotheca resinae ATCC 22711
Lineage: Eukaryota; Fungi; Ascomycota; Leotiomycetes; Helotiales; Amorphothecaceae
Exons: 4
Coding region: 1-651 (216 amino acids)
Source: RefSeq, a predicted model, not a curated record
AUGGUUUCGUCUCUCCAGCGACCGCGAUGGAAGCACGGCUGGGAGAAGGAUGUGAAGAGGCAGAAAAGUCGCUCUACCGGGUCUCUGCAAGCCGCACAAUCGGGCAAGGUGGGGCAGGUCGAAGAGGGCGACAGGGAAAGCGGGUUCUCUUGGGAUCUUUAUGCAGGCCAGCAGCACGACGGCAGAAGCUGGGAGGGCUCUGCGAAUGAGACAGCUCGUGAGACGGGGGAUCCUCGAGAAGAUUCGGGGUGGCGAUGGCUCGAUGGAAGGGCGAGGCUCAUGAGUGAGGGGCUAUUCGGGGGAACAAGGAGACUCCUCUCGCAAGACGUCCUGGCAGGCGGGGAGAGGUAUAUUCUCAAGUCUUCUGGGUCUUCUUGCCUGGUGCUGCGGGAGACUGGUCCAGCGCGUUCGGCCAUCAUGCAUGCGCUCCUAUGGUACGUCUCGGCCAACUACAGAGUCCCAGACACGGUGAGAAGAGUUGCACCGUCCUCUGUCGAGUUGCUCUCCCUUGCCGCAAGAGACGCCAAGGACCUCUCCCCACGACGCGACUUGUACAGCUCUAUCGGUACAGCGGAAGCCCCUUACUGGUAUUCCACAAUCUCCGGACGCGGUGCAGAUGAUUAUUGGGGAUGUGAGCCGUUGCAAUGCUGA